ACUGCUCUUAGGGAGGAGAAAUGUCCCUAAUAUCCAACUUGAUAGCUAUGAAAUGAGUUGAGAGGCUCGGGAUCUCACGUGAGACCAGGGAAGUCGUUGGAAUGCCUACUCACAGGAGUAGGUUGCUAUGGGUAUGAUCCCAAACAGCCAGGCUGUUCAGUUCUGGAACCGGUUGCCAUAAGGGUGAACAGGGCGGCCAGCAUGUAGACAGCAGAAAAUGGGGGGGUCCGUGUUUCUGAAGGAUUAAACAUCUUCCUUUGGGGAAAGCCUGAUGCAAAUGGAUGGCAGAGGCUGGGGUGUGUGGAGCCUGUCCUCCUCAUCCUUCAUCAUGGGUACGGGGUCGAGCAUUCUCUCUGCUCUGCAGGACUUGUUCUGGCUGUCUAAAUCCAAAGUAGAGAAACAACUGCAGAUCAUCUCCGUGCUGCAAUGGGUCCUCACGUUCCUCAUCAUGGGUAUUGCUUGCACUUUAAUCCUCAUGUACAUCCUGUGCACAGAUUGCUGGGCGAUCGCUGCUCUGUAUUUAGCCUGGCUGGUGUUCGACUGGAAUACACCAAAGAAAGGUGGAAGAAGAUCCCAGUGGGUGAGAAAUUGGGCUAUAUGGAGGUACUUCAGGGAUUAUUUCCCAAUAAGACUGGUGAAAACCCACAACCUGCUGACCACCAGGAAUUACAUCUUCGGUUACCAUCCGCAUGGCAUCAUGGGCUUGGGAGCCUUUUGCAACUUCAGCACAGAGGCCACGGGAGUCAGCCAGAAAUUCCCUGGGAUCCGGCCGUACCUGGCCACCCUGGCUGGGAACUUCAGGAUGCCCAUCCUGAGGGACUACUUAAUGUCUGGGGGUAUAUGUCCCGUGAACCGUGACAGCAUAGACUACAUCUUGUCCAAGAAUGGCAGUGGCAAUGCCAUCAUCAUCGUGGUGGGAGGAGCAGCGGAGUCCCUCAACUGCACCCCUGGGAAGAACUCGGUGACACUGAGAAACAGGAAGGGAUUUGUGAAACUGGCACUGCGGCACGGUGCCGACUUGGUUCCUGUCUACUCUUUUGGGGAGAACGAAGUGUACAAGCAGGUGAUCUUUGAGGAGGGCUCCUGGGGAAGAUGGGUUCAGAAGAAGUUUCAGAAGCACAUUGGCUUUGCUCCAUGCAUCUUCCAUGGCCGUGGGCUCUUCUCUUCGAACACAUGGGGCUUGCUGCCGUACUCCAAGCCCAUCACCACUGUUGUGGGCGAACCCAUCACCAUCCCAAAGAUCGAUAACCCAUCUCAGAAGGAAGUGGACUUCUACCACAGCGUGUACGUGGACUCCCUGAUCAAGCUCUUUGACAAGUACAAAGGCAGGUUCGGGUUGCCAGAGACUGAGGUCCUGGAAGUCAACUGAAGGGUCCAUCUCAGCAGCACCUCCUUCCCUCAGAAGCAUCUUCUCCGGGAGCCCAAACCGUCAUCGCGUAUUCGGAAGCGUGUGUGGGUGUACGUGUCCUUCUAAAGGAAAUGUUUAAAGUAUUGCUAGACCACAUGUGAAAACCGAUCUGAAAAAGAAAAGCUUUCCUUUGGAUCCAUCCCAUGACAAACCUCUUUCUGUCCAAAAGAGCACAACUCCCCAUGGCUGUCAGGGUUUGGACCGGGGGAAAUGAUUGCCUUUGUCGCCUGCUGUAUAAUGCUGUUGGAUUGCCAGAGGUGGAUUAGAAGCGUUCCUGCAUCCGCUGUGCGAGCUGUUCUGGGGGGAGAGCAGCAGAGCAGCAUCUGUCUGGUUUCCAACCAACAAGAAGAGCUUGGAUUGUGAGCAGUAUUAUCAGUGCGUUGCACGAGAGCUGUGCCGAGACGUGUUCACACAGCACGGGAGCUUUUCUGCUUUGGAAAAGCCUCUCCAAAAGUGCCAGCAGGUUGCCAGGACCCCAGGAGAGAGGUGCAGGAAUGCCAAGGUUGUCAGAGCCCAGUGGGCCUCGAUCUGCACUGUGUGGGAUGCUGUGGUGGCUGGCACUUCACCACUUGUGUUCAGAAUGUCACUGUAGGAGCAGGUCUGUCCUGAGUGCUGUGCUGCAGGAGGAGUGGGACUCCUCCAUAGCCACAGAGCUCCAGGGGCAGUGGGGCGGUGCGAUGGUGUGGCCCGGUGCUGCAGACCCAUGGGAAGCCGGUCGGGGUAAAUGCAACGGGGCUGCUGGUGGUUUGGAGCCUAAAAGCAUUUGGGGAAAGCUAGGAGUAACUUCUGCCCAAAGAUGGCUUUUAACUCUUCUGUCCAGUGAAUGUAAAGGAGUAGCCUUCUCACGCAUAGGAUCUGCAGUGGGUGGAUUUUAAAGUGUUUCUCUGAUGUUUACAUGGAUGCUAACGCUGCUUGUAGUGAGAUUCCUUCGGAGUACAGCGUGUUUAUGUGUAAAGCUGAAACAUUGCACUACUUGCAUGUCUGCCUUCUCCACGCUGCAGCUGUGUUCCAAGCUCUGAAAUGUGCCUUUCUUCCACGCGAUGGACGGUACUUCACAUUCCUGGAAUCUGUCACAUCUGAUAGACUGUUAUCUGACAGAGGACCCAUUUUUUUUUGUACAGAUUUAUAGAAAUAAACUUGGGCAAAACCAA
Gallus gallus (chicken) is the source of this 2559-nucleotide messenger RNA. RefSeq names its product diacylglycerol O-acyltransferase 2 (gene DGAT2). NCBI's taxonomy places the organism in Eukaryota, Metazoa, Chordata, Aves, Galliformes, Phasianidae. Gene Ontology annotation, biological process: triglyceride biosynthetic process. The record is from RefSeq and is a predicted model, not a curated record. The transcript has 8 exons. The coding region runs from base 272 to 1369 and encodes 365 amino acids. Gene Ontology annotation, molecular function: diacylglycerol O-acyltransferase activity. Gene Ontology annotation, cellular component: endoplasmic reticulum membrane.